AUCGAUGGUUGCACGAUAUGUAAAGCCACGUCGCUCCGUGGCCUCGAUCACUGAACACAUCUAGAACUUCAGACAUCUGCAGCCAAAAUGACUGAAUCAUACCGACCCGGAGAAAAGCCUCUCGACGUGCUUAUUAUCGGAGCAGGUAUAUCUGGAAUCAACGCCGCCUACCACCUCAGGACAGAGCUACCACACUAUCACUUUGCUAUCCUAGAAGCCCGCGAUAAUAUAGGUGGGACCUGGGAUCUGUUUCGCUACCCCGGUAUACGGUCCGACUCGGAUCUUUACACAUUUGGCUUCUCCUGGCACAGAUGGAAUCGAUCGAACCCGAUCGCCGAGGGCGCUGAUAUCCUGGAGUACCUCGACGAUGCGGCCACCACCUAUCGCCUCAAGGACCACAUCCUCUUCAAUCACCGCGUCUCGUCGUUGGAAUGGGCCCAAAAUCAAUGGACAGCAGAAGUUCAACACGCCGGCGUCGACAAGACCAUCCACGCCCGGUUCAUCAUCUUCGCGACGGGCUACUACGACUACCACCAGCCCCUGACAACGGACAUCCCUGGUCUUGACCACUUCGAGGGCCGGGUCAUCCACCCGCAAUUCUGGCCCGAGUCCCUCGACUACACCGACAAGCGCAUCGUCGUCAUCGGCAGCGGUGCAACGGCAGUAACACUCAUCCCAAAGCUCGCCGAGCGCGCUGAGCUCGUAACAAUGCUCCAACGCAGCCCGUCUUACAUUGUCGCGGUGCCUAAUUCCUCACAAAACUCCUGGUGGGCGCGUCUCCUACCCAAGUCCUGCGUCUACUACAUCCGCCGAAUAUUCAGGCUCGUUUUCGGUCAGCUUUUCUUCCGCUUUUGCCGUGCUUUCCCAGGCUCCGCACGAGCAUUCCUUGAUCGCGGAGCGAGAUCCCAACUCCCCGCGGAUGUUCCCCUGAACCCGCACUUCAAGCCGCGCUACAACCCUUGGGAGCAGCGUCUCUGCGCCUCCCCAGAUGGGGAUUUCUUCAAGGCCCUCGCGUCCCGCAAGGCAGCUAUCCAAACAGAUACCAUUUCCACAGUCGACACCCACGGUAUUCGUCUCUCCAGCGGCACAUAUGUUCCCGCAGAUAUAAUCGUGACAGCCACAGGCCUCAGAAUGCAAAUCUGCGGCGGCAUCCCCCUCACCGUGAACGGAAAACCCCUCGACAUUCCCCAGAAAUUCAUGUGGAACGGCCUCAUGCUGCAGGAUCUGCCCAACGCGGCCCUAUCCCUCGGAUACGUCAACGCGUCGUGGACGCUCGGCGCUGACGCAUGCAUGCAGCUGACCUGUCGAAUGCUGAAAUUGCUCGAGAAGGGCGGACUCACCGCCGUUGUCCCUGUUCGUGACCGUGCGCAAGGGACAGAUGGGAAACCAAUGAUGAGCCUGUCUUCGACGUAUCUGGUGCGCGCGCAGAAGGACAUGCCUAGGGCGUCUGCAGCGAGGCCUUGGGUGGCGCGGACGGACUAUUUCUCGGAUAUGUUUUUUGGAAGGUAUGGGGAUGUUACUGCUGGGUUGGAGUUUGUUUAAUUGGUAACGUCUGUGUUCGUGGAUGUAGUGAUCUUGAUAAAUACAUAAGUACUAGCUGGGUUUUCGCUGCGAAUAGCCCAAUGCACCACCUAUUCGAAUUCUCGAGGUUUGAAC
Aspergillus candidus is the source of this 1656-nucleotide messenger RNA. RefSeq names its product flavin-containing monooxygenase. The record is from RefSeq and is a predicted model, not a curated record. Lineage: Eukaryota; Fungi; Ascomycota; Eurotiomycetes; Eurotiales; Aspergillaceae. Bases 88 to 1542 code for a protein of 484 amino acids. The transcript has a single exon.